UAAUAGUAUGAAGUGGAUGAUUUUUGGGUUUAUAUAUAAAUUCUUUGACAAAACAUUCCUCAUGUUAUGCUUUUACUCUUCUUAUAUAGUAUAUCAUAUAAGACUAAAAUAGCAUUCUCUGAAUUGUUCAAUGGAAAAAACAUUAUGUGCCAGUGGUGAUGAAAAAAACUCAAAUCACCAACAACCUGAGGAAAGUGGUUGGACUUGUUACUUUGAAGAUUUAUCUAAAGACAUUGAACAAAGUUACUGUUCUUCUACUUUUGGUGGCUCUUCUUUGGUCUCAGAUGCUGCUUCUUGUGCUUCAUGGAAAUUCUCACAUAAGAAUAAGAAUAUUCAUGUUAAAAACUCACCAUACCUCUCUAAGAAACUCUCUUUGAAGAAAAAAAGAACCAAACAGAUAUUAGAUGAUGACCCUUUGGAGGACACUGCUAGCUCCCCUCUCAAUAGUCCCAAGGUAAGUGACAUGAAUCCAAGAGAAAUGAUUUCAAGGAAGAUUGAUGAUCAAUUAGAUGGCUCUAGGGUAGUCAAUCUGAUUAAUAAUUGAUUUUUUUUUUUUUUUUAUAUAUAAGAAAUGAUAUUGAAAUUUGGAUCACCAUCUUCUAUGUAUAAUUGUUUAUGAUGAUGUAGGACAAGGGAUUUAAAUCAGGGAAUAAUCCAAUGCUAUAGACAAAUGAUUGUGACAUAAAUUUCGGAAUAAAUAUUGAGUACAAAGAUUUUU
Molecule: messenger RNA, 718 nt
Organism: Cicer arietinum (chickpea)
Lineage: Eukaryota; Viridiplantae; Streptophyta; Magnoliopsida; Fabales; Fabaceae
Product: vascular-related unknown protein 1-like
Biological process (GO): xylem development
Source: RefSeq, a predicted model, not a curated record